This is a messenger RNA of Closterium sp. Naga37s-1, 738 nucleotides long. The record is from the annotation of a GenBank genome assembly. NCBI's taxonomy places the organism in Eukaryota, Viridiplantae, Streptophyta, Zygnematophyceae, Desmidiales, Closteriaceae.
AUGUACGUAAUGCCAUACAGCCCCCGCCCCAGCUCCUUGCCUGUAUGGGACAGAGGCCACACACAUGCCUUCGAGCUUGCCUCCACACUGUCCUUCUCCCAUUCUUCCCCUCACCCAUCUCCGUUCUCCCCUCACCUUUCUUUCUCCCAUUCCUCCCCUCACCCAUCUUCCAUUCCUCCCCUCAUUCAUCUCUCAUCCCCCCCCCCCACCUCAUCCCCUCAUCUUCUCCUGCUCCUCCCCUCACCCAUCUCCCAUUCUUUCUCUCGCCCUUCUCCCGUUCCUUCCCGCACUCAUCUUCCAUUCCAUCUCCCAUUCCUCCCCGCACCAUCUCCCAUUCCUCUCCUCACCAUCUCCCAUUCCUCUCCUCACCAUCUCCCAUUCCUCUCCUCACCAUCUCCCAUUCCUCUCCUCACCAUCUCCCACUCCUCCCCUCACCUAUCCCCCAUUACUCCCCUCACCUAUCCCCCAUUCCUCCCCUCACCUAUCCCCCAUUCCUCCCCUCACCUAUCCCCCAUUCCUCCCCUCACCUAUCCCCCAUUCCUACCCUCACCUAUCCCCCAUUCCUUCCCUCACCCAUCCCUCAUUCCUUCCCUCACCUAUCUGAUAAUCCUCCUCCACUGCCCGAAAAGGCUGCCCCAAAAGGUUCUCGGGCGCACGGGGAGCGCCCUUGCGCGCUGCGCAGGAAGGGGGGAGGGGGGAGGAGAGCAGGUAGACGCGCCUCGGUUCCGGGUGGAGUGA